Talaromyces amestolkiae is the source of this 2340-nucleotide messenger RNA. RefSeq lists its product as uncharacterized. The coding region runs from base 1 to 2340 and encodes 779 amino acids. The record is from RefSeq and is a predicted model, not a curated record. Gene Ontology annotation, molecular function: FAD binding. The transcript is spliced from 4 exons. NCBI's taxonomy places the organism in Eukaryota, Fungi, Ascomycota, Eurotiomycetes, Eurotiales, Trichocomaceae.
AUGAAACUCUUGAAGAACCUAGCCCUCAGCAUCGUGCUGCAACGAACUGUAGCAGCGAUUGGCUUCACAACCUACAAGGAGAUAGAUGAAGGACGAGAUAAUUCAGGCGAGAUAGCGUAUUCGGAGCUAUUCAAUCGAUCCAGCACUUUGUUUCUCUAUAUUCAAAUUACUCCAGAUGGCGCCGACCACAGUAAUAUCAUCGAUGAUUUCACGACACUGGCACAAAACUAUGGUAGCCAGGGAGUUUCAGUGAUCCCCAGAGUACGCUAUGGAUGGCCGAACGGAACGAUCGCAACCGAGCCAGAAGAGAGCAUUCUCAUGAAUGAUGUGUCUACAUUCGCUACUGUAUUUCAAAAUAUCAGAGGAACUAUAAAUAUACCUGUCAUUCAAGCUGGUUUUCUUGGAGAGUGGGGGGAGUGGCAUGAUGGUCAAUAUUGCCAAUUUCAGGGCACGGCUGAUACCGCAGUGGAUCUUGCAAUCAAAAAGAAUGUUGUCAAUACCCUUCUUUCGACAGGGUACAAGGUGGCGCUGCGAUACCCCGCCGACCAUCAGGCCUUGUUCAACGGCAGCCGUGCAGUGACCAUCCACGAUGACUGUAUCUUUGAUGGAGGCUUCAACGGCACUGAUGGAGGCACAUGGCCAUCCGAUGACCGUCAAACCUGGAUUGACUAUACAAUUGAAGUGGCAGGUAACAAUACGUUUGGUGGUGAGGGAUGCAACGAUGCUGGUGAUGCUACAUUCGAUUGGUCCGACUACACUGCUUUGUGUGGUAGUGACGGCAUUGCAGCAUACAUUAAUACCUUACAGAUAGCGUAUAUGAAUUAUGAUUAUCCGGCCGACUACGAAGAUCUUAUUGAAGACUCCGGCGAAAGCACUUGUGUGGAUGCAAUUCAGGCAGCUCUGAACUCGUGGAACUAUGCGCUGACUUCAGGGGCAAUCGCAUGUACUAAUUUGACCUCCUCGCUGGGGUCCGGAAAAGUGUCCAGCAACCCGUUGGACCUGCGGUAUAUUGCCAGCCGAGGGGAUUACUGGAACGCCCUUCAAAGCAUCUACCAACCGUCAUGCAUUGUAUAUCCGACGUCUGCCCAGGAUGUGUCAAUUGUACUUCAAGCCAUUCGCGUUUCUAAUAGCCGUUUCGCAAUCAAGGCGGGAGGUCAUAAUACGAAUAACUUCUUCUCAUCCGUCGACAAUGGAGUAUUGAUUGAUCUGAGUUCAUUGAACGCAAAAAGUUAUGAUCCAUCGAGAACUCUGGCCACAUACGAACCCGGAAGUACUUAUGGCGAGCUUUACGACUAUUAUGCUCAGCUCGGUCGCACUGUUCUCGGUCCUACACUCGCAGGUGUUGGCACUGGUGCUGCCUUGGGCGGUGGUUUGAGUUACUUGUCGCCUCAAUAUGGGAUGGCUUGUGACGAUUUUCGUGAAUUAGAAGUUGUUCUGCCUAGCGGAGAAAUCGUGGUUGCGUCUCCUGAAUCAUAUACAGACCUAUUCUUUGGUUUACGUGGUGGCGGUGGUAACGCAUACGGGAUCGUCACCAAAUACACCGUUCAAAGCCGACCAGUUGGUCAAUUCUUUGCGGGCAACCUCGUCUAUAUCUUUGAACAGAACGAUGCUGUAGCCGAUGCUAUCCAGUCGUUCAUGCAGUAUAAUCCGGACCCUAAAGCAAGUAUCGUUGCCACUUAUUUGAAGCUACUCACGCCGGAUGUGAAUCUCAAUCUGGACGAAGCAAUUCUCGUGUUUCUUGUAUACGAUGGACCCCAUGCCGGAGAUGUAUUCCAAAAUUUCACGAGCAUCCCUUAUCUGUUGAAUACGAUGUCUAUCAAAAAUUAUCCCGAGGUUAUAAACAUGCCCAUACCGUUUCUCGCCGAGCUCACUCGGGGUGAUAACACAGUUCGAGUUGGUGUUCAUCGGGUCAUUGACGAUGAUAGUUAUAAAACAGCACUCGAUGCAUGGCGCAAUUGGGCCGAAACUAACAAAGGUUCCUAUGAGCUUCUCACAUUCGACUACGAACCUGUUCCUAAAAGCUUGACGGAUGCCAGCAAUGCUCAGAAUGGGGGAAACGCUAUGCAAAUGCCCGACGGACCUUGGUACUGGAUUAGUUAUAUUCUUGAAACCCCUCCUGGUAUGUCUCAAGUGGAUUAUGAUGCUGUGCAGACCAGUUUUGCCAACAUGGUGGACUCUGUUGGUAACGCCAAAGACUUGCCGCUGUUCGUGAAUGAUGCCAGUUUUGAUCAGAACCCUCUGGCUACGUUUUCGACGUAUUCGGAUUUGCAGCAAAUCAAAGCAAAAUACGACCCUGACGGGUUCUUUUCUCAAAAAACUGGGGGUUGGUCAUUCAAAUAA